Messenger RNA from Myxocyprinus asiaticus (Chinese sucker), 4727 nucleotides. RefSeq names its product E3 ubiquitin-protein ligase RNF34-like. Gene Ontology annotation, cellular component: plasma membrane; cytoplasm. The record is from RefSeq and is a predicted model, not a curated record. Lineage: Eukaryota; Metazoa; Chordata; Actinopteri; Cypriniformes; Catostomidae. The coding region runs from base 120 to 1376 and encodes 418 amino acids. Gene Ontology annotation, biological process: negative regulation of extrinsic apoptotic signaling pathway via death domain receptors; proteasome-mediated ubiquitin-dependent protein catabolic process; protein K48-linked ubiquitination. The transcript is spliced from 9 exons. Gene Ontology annotation, molecular function: ubiquitin protein ligase activity.
CUUUUCUACAAAUACACAGUGAUGAUAGAAAGAGGAAGACGUAAUGGAGUGUUCCCGAGCGUCUUUGCAAUGAACAUCAUUUUAGAACUAUCCAACAAAUCCCACGGACUGGAGUUUCAAUGAAGGCGGGGGCCUCCUCCAUGUGGGCGUCAUGUUGCGGGCUGCUGAACGAGGUGAUGGGCACAGGGGCGGUCCGCACACAGCAGCCGGGCUUUGGAGCUGGUGCCGGGCCAUUCCGCUUCGCCCCUAGUGCUGGAUGUUCCACCUACCCCCCCAGCAGCGCCACCUCAGGAAGCACAGGCCUGGUGUGCAAAGCCUGCGGACUGGCUUUCUCCGUGUUCCGACGAAAGCAUGUUUGUUCGGACUGUAAGAAGAGUUUCUGCUCGCUGUGCUCUGUGCUGCAGGAGAACCUGAGGCGCUGUGCCACCUGCCACCUGUUGUGGGGCACGGCCUUCCAGCGGCCACGCUUAAUGCAACUCCGUGUUAAAGACCUGCGACAGUACCUCACGUUGCGAAACAUCAACACAGACACCUGCAGGGAGAAAGAGGACCUCGUGGACCUCGUGCUCUGCCAUCUGGGUGCUGAGCUUGAGAUCGGAGAAGAUGAUGAGGAGGAUGAAGAGGAGGAGGCGGAAGUGGACACGGACAGCCUGCCGUCACUCCCGCACUCUCUUUCCACUCCGCCUGCCUCUGCUGCAUGCUCCACAUCCCAGCAGUCCACAUCCCAGCAGUCCACAUCCCAGCAGUCCACAUCCCAGCAGUCAGCGCUGUCCGCAACCGUCUCUCAGGGAGAAGCUCUCAGUCGCAGCAAUAGCUCAGGGACAAUCAGUCAGGACCAUGGAGAUGCUGCAUCAGUUGCUCUCCUCAACCUGGAACCUCAUGAAGAGAUAAUGGAGGCAAGCCCGGCGACGCAGAGACGGGCGCGCGCCUCACUCUCAGACCUGUCUCAAGAGGACGACAUCGAGAGUCUGACGGUACGGCAGUUAAAAGAGAUCCUUGCACGAAAUUUUGUGAACUAUUCAGGCUGCUGUGAGAAAUGGGAACUGGUGGAGCGUGUCCAUCGACUCUACAGAGAGAACAAACACAACAGAAGAUCCAUGGAAAACGUUAGCAACGUGUCUGCAGUUGUAGCCUACCCUGCACCUAUAUGUAAUGGAGGUAUUGGAGAAAAUCUUCUAUGCAAGCAUGGAAUGCAAGUUGCUCAGCUGGGCGGCGUUGAUGAGAACCUCUGUCGUAUCUGCAUGGAUGCCGUUAUAGACUGUGUUCUGCUGGAGUGUGGUCACAUGGUCACCUGCACAAAGUGCGGCAAGAGAAUGAAUGAGUGCCCUAUCUGCAGGCAGUACGUGGUGCGGGCGGUGCACGUCUUCAAGUCUUAACACUGGGCCUCUACUGGAAAAUCAACACACACACACUGCUGAAUCGAGCAGUAUGGGGCCAUGACUGGACAAAGUGACUGCCCCUGUAGUUUCACACUGAAUUAAAGGGAUAGUUCACCCAAAAAGAAAAAUUCUGUCAUAAUUUACUCACCCUCAUGUCAUUCCAAACUCGUGGAUGUCAAAAGAUAUUUGAAGAAUGUACGAGUGGCUCUUUUCCUUGCAAUUAUAAUGAAUGGAAUUGGAGCUUUUAAAGCUUUAAAAACUUGGGUGCUAUAUUCCAAGCUUUCUGCAAUAGCUUUAUGUGAAGAACAUACCAAAAUAUGUCAUUAUUAAUUAAAAAUCUUGACAUCCGCCCUAGUUGUCCUUAAACAAAUCAUUCUUUUAAGUCAGGUCUUUUUUAAUGAAUCGGCUGAUUUGGUUGAAACUGACAUGAGGGUGAGUAAAUAAUGACAGAAUUCACAUUUUUGGGUGAACUGUCCCUUUAAAGUCUUAAAAAGUGGCACUGCGCACACUUAUUUCAAGUGCAAGCAUUUCCUCCUGGCUGUUUUAUUUGGUGAUUCAUUGACAUUGUACUUGAGUUUGAAUCAAAUCUGUGGUUAGUAAGCCAGGGAAGAUGGACUGUAAUGGAAAAAAAGUAUAUAAAUAUGAAAGAUUAAAUGAUUUACAUUCCUGUAAACAUUUGGAAAUGUUUUAUUGUAUGUGCAAUAUUAGAAUUCCUUACGUGUGCGUGUAGAGAAACCGAUUGCCAUUAAGAUGCAUGUUGUCGUAGCGACAGUGAAGACCAAUGCGUGAAGGGAGAACAGAGGUGCCAAAGUAGAAAUGUGCAGAAUGGCUUCUGGAUUGUUUUUACAUGCUAUUAUUUAUAACCUUUUUCCAUGUAUUUAAUCUGCUAUUGACACAUGACACAAUUUAGCAUCCGUGACACAGGAUCAAAUGACCAGCGAGCAGUGAAGUUAUCAACAGCAACGGUGACUGCAAGUUAAAAGAAAAUAUAUUUUCAAAGAGUCACUGGAAACCAGCAUCUGCCGUUAUGUAGCUUAUCACUGGAACCUCAAUUUUGAAACUUUUUGAAGUGGAAAAACUUGGUGCACCUUAAAUUGGCCACAUGCCGUGAUUGGAUUUGAUUAACAAAAUGGCACAUUUUAUCUGUUGGUCAAAAAGAAAAAUCUGCUUUGAUCUUCAUCUCAAGCAAUACCAUGAUGACAGAUGUCUAUUUUUUGGUGUGUUGUAUUGUGCCACACAAACCUGUGUGUACAUUUUCAAAUACACUGCCUGGCCAAAAAAAAAAAAAAGCUGUAUACUUCAAUAUUUCAUUGGACCGCCUUUAGCUUACGCCGCACGUUCGUCGUGGUAUUGUUUAAACAAGCUUAUGCAAUAUCACAACAUUUAUUACCAUCCAGAGUUGCAUUAAUUUUUGUCCAACAUCUUGUGUGAUGAUGGGAGAGUCGAACCACUCCGUAAAAUCUUCUUCAGCACAUCCCAAAGACUUUCAAUGGGGUUAAGGUCAGGACUCUGUGGUGACCAAAUCAUGUGAAAAUGGUUCCUCAUGCUCCCUGAACCACUCUUUCACAAUUUGAGCCCGAUGAAUCUUGGCAUUGUCCUCCUGGAAUAUGCCCGUGCCGUCAGGGAAGAAAAAAUCCAUUGACGGGAUAACCUGGUCAAUCAGUAUAUUCAGUUAGUCAACUGACUUUAUUUUAUUGCUGCAUAAUGUUGCUGAGCCUAGACCUGACCAAUUGAAGCAACCCCAGAUCAUAACACUGCCUCCAGUGGCUUGUACAGUGCAUGACGGGUGCAUCGCUUCAUUCACUUCCCUUCUUACCCUGUCGCACCCAUUGCUUUAGAAUAGGGUAAAUCUGGACUCAUCAGACCACAUGACCUUUUUCCAUUGCUUCACAGUCCAAUCUUUAUGCUUCACAGCCAAUUUAAAUAAUUUUUCCGAUUAGCCUCACUAACAAGUGGCUUUCUUGUGGCCACACAGCUGUUUAGUCCCAAUCCUGUAAGUUCUCGUCACAUUGUGUGUGUGGAAAUGCUCUUACUUUCAAUAUUAAACAUAGCCGUGAGUUCUACUGUCGAUUUUUUUUUUAUGAUGUGACUUCAAGCCUUUUAGUGAUCUCCGAUCACGAUCAUUCAAGAUUUUUUUUCCGACCACAUUUCUUUCACGAAGCUGACGGUUCACCACUAUCCUUCCAGGUUUUAAUAAUGUGUUGGACAGUUCUUAACCCAAUUCCAGUGAUUUCAGCAAUUUCCUUAGUUGUUUUCUUUGCUUGAUGCAGGCCAAUAAAUUGCCCCUUCUGAAACACAGUAACAUCUUUUCCACGACCACGGGAUCCAUCUUCUGACAUGGUUGUUUAAGAAAUGAGAAGCUACACACUGCAUCAGUUAGGGUUAAAAGAAUUGUUGCCAGCUGAAACAUUUUAAUAACUGCAAUUAUGAUCCAAUCAUAGGCUCUUAAAGGAGCAAUAUGUAAUAUAUUUACUGUACUAAAGCAUAAAAUUAUCAUAAUAUGUUAUCAGAGAUUUUGGAAACAUGCCAAGUUGAAAUACUGGCUUCUCCAAAAACAAUGCUACAGCCAGUAUAUUCUACUUUAAAAUGUCCCUUCCAGGCCGGAAUUUCUGUUUAUGUUUUGGCCUGUGUGAUCCCGCCCACUGCCCUUUUCCCAAUAGUAUUUCGACACCCCGGGUUGCCAGAUUUGAAAUAAGUUAGUGGGCAAACACAGCUCACUGCAGACAUGGAAGCCAGCAAUACAUCUAGCUAACAUUGACAGUUAUAAAAAAUCUAAUUGAGCUGGUUUAUAAAAAUAAAAACACUGCAAAUGUAUGCAUUAGCUGAUCAACAUACAGUGUAAGGCUCGUCGCUUGCCAUUGUCAGUUUGCUCGUUCCUGUUGCGUGUUCUCCACCUGGCAACCCAAAUGAGUUUGGAGUCUGGGGAGGAGGGGGCGGGGGAGACAACUCUUUCCAAUAUUUUGAAUUUGGACUGCAGUACCCAUUUGAAACGUUUGAUGUCAGUGUUACAUAUUGCUACUUUAAGUAUCUUGCUUAUUUAAGACCAAAUGGCAAUUUUUUUUUUUUUUUUUGCCCAGGCUGUGUAUUUCCACAAGCGGUACUACAUUGUUUCUUUCCCCUCUUUUGUGAAUAUUGAAGUCUUCUAGAUAAUGAUAAGAUACUGAGAGGAAUUUGUCAUAUUCCUCUAGAUGCCCUUCGUUUGCUGUGAGUUAUGUAGUCAAAUAUAAGUUAGUAUGUCUGUGGUAUUGCCUAGACAAACAAAUAAUGGAAAAUUUAACCAAUUAAUCACAUAUGAUUUUAUAUAAAUGUGAAAACAAGAUGUACACCAAGUAUAUGGAUAUACUUUCA